Molecule: messenger RNA, 1905 nt
Organism: Trypanosoma theileri
Lineage: Eukaryota; Euglenozoa; Kinetoplastea; Trypanosomatida; Trypanosomatidae
Product: amino acid permease
Exons: 1
Coding region: 1-1905 (634 amino acids)
Biological process (GO): transmembrane transport
Cellular component (GO): membrane
Molecular function (GO): transmembrane transporter activity
Source: RefSeq, a predicted model, not a curated record
AUGAGUGCCCCUGUGGAGCCCAACUUUCCAACCCUUGUCCGUCGACACCACCACACCUCUCCCAUCUUCCACCCCAAUCUCCGGCGCACACAUGAAGUCAUUCAGCGGCCGGAGUGGGUGCGGCGGGCGGGGGAGGCGGUCGCCCAUCGCGGCUCCGUUGGGGUGCUGGCGCUCUUCGGCAUUAUGUUUGCCAGUUGUCUCGGCGGCGGAUAUGGAUUUGAGGACACCGUUGGUGCCGCCGGGCCGCUUGUCACCCUCAUUGUGGGUCUUCUCGUCCCGUGGAUUUGGUCGUUUCCAACGGGUCUUGCCGUCGCGGAGCUCUCGACAGCCGUGCCAAGUAACUCCGGCGUGCUGAUGUGGGUAAAUGCAGCUUUUCCGGCAUAUGUCUCAUUUAUGUGCAUUAUCUCUACUAUUUUUAUUAUUUUUAUUGGAAAUGCGACUUUUCCAAACCUUACAGCGGAGUACGUAUCUGACUUUGCAUCACUUAGUAAAGGUGGUCAAAUUGGAGUAAAGGUUGGAGUCGUUGUUCUUUGUUGUAUUCUUAACGCUUCAGGUAUUGAAAUUGUUGGAUCAGCUUCUAUUGUUGUAUGUUUUAUUGCCCUUUUACCAUUUUUGAUCCUUUCAUUCCAGUAUAUAUUUACUCAUGGUUUGGAUUGGAAAGCUAUUUCCCAUGUAAACGUGAGUGACAUUGACUGGGGAUCAUUCCUCAGUAUGGUCAGUUGGAACUACGCCAAUGUUGAUAAUGCUGGAUCUAUGGUGGAAGAGGUGGAUAAUCCGAGGGUAACUCUUCCACGUAUGAUGAUACCACUUAUGUUUUCUUCCUAUGUUGCCUAUCUUCUUCCCAUGUUGGCUGGUGUCAGUGCUCUUGGACCGGAUCAAGAUUAUUCAGCAUGGCAAGCAGGACGUUGGCCAGAAAUUGCACGUAUUAUUUCAGGAAAUUGGCUCAGAUAUUAUUUAUUUGGAGGAGCUAUUGUGAGUGGAUUGGGUUUUACACUUACAUCCAUGUGCUGCACGAGUCGAGUUCUCGCUGGUAUGGGUACGAUGCAGAUCUUUCCCAAAAAGAUCUCGCGUAUUAUUGGUUACUAUCAUCCAACCAUUGGUACACCAAUUCCAGCAAUUUUGCUUAAUGCAACGGUAACGUUGGUGUUUUCUGUAUCUAUGGAGUUUGGUGAGGUUGUGGCACUUUGUCAGUGCUUAUAUUGUCUACGUAUGGUUCUCGUGUACGGGGCACUGGUCAAACUGCGUAUUGAUUAUCCUAAUUUGGCGAGACCAUUCGCAUUACCUUUCGGCACUCUUGGUUGUGCACUUUUCUUGCUACCGGCAACUAUCUUUUGUCUGGUUGCUACCGUUGUCUCUGCUACUGUUUCUUUCGCUAUUGGUAUGGCACUUGUUGGCUUUCUUGUCAUUGGCAGUAUUUUAUCAUACCUUUACUGUCGCUUCUUUGCCCGUAAUGGCUUUCAAGGAGUUAUUGUGCAAUGUGAACUCACAGACGAGGAUGAUGAUGAUGUUCAUGAGGACUCGCCAAACGGUAAUGCCACCAAUACUGUGGAAGUGAAUAAAGGCGUCUUUUAUGAUGAUGGAUACCAGGAAAAGGAAGGGAAUAUGUUGUUUGGUAUUCUCCCACUUGGUAACUCUGUCGGUGAAGAGAAUGAACGGGAGAUGCGAGCAUUGAUCAAUAACAGUACUGAUAAUAACAACGACAUCAAUAAUAAUAACAGUAUCAAUAUCAAUAAGAACAACAGAGAAGGUUGUGAGCCGCUUGCACGCUCCCUCCCGAUGGGAUCUUCUUAUGGAGGUGCACAAAGCGCACCCGUUUUUCUACGGGAUAUUCCAGGGCAUGUUGGAAUAGAUGACGUUGCGGAUGAGAAGCCCCCUCCGGCCUCUGGUCAGGGCCGAGAAUUUUAA